AUGAUCAACGAGAACAAGGCGCUCCUGCGGCAGCUGUUCGAAGAUGUUGCCCUUGACCGACAAGGAGAGUUGGAAUUCCGAUGUCGUCUCGUGCACGGCGCCAUGGUUGAAAUCCCCAUCACGCUGGAUGCCACGUUCAACGAGGUGGAGAGCCGCUCGAACAAGUUUCUGCGUGGCCGAAAGCGUGUCGUGCCCGGCCGCAUCUCGGCCAAGAGCUGGUCAAGGUCAAAAUCCCGUCGGGGCGAGAACCCUGACGAGCUCUUUAGUGGCCUUGGCGACAGAGCGGCGACAGAGCGGACGGCGCGCUGUGCGGGGAGUUGCUCCCUCGCCAACGACCUGAUGGAGGAGCAACAGCAUGCGUUGCGCGCCGUCGUCCUUGUUGCCACGGGCUUGGUCUUUGCUCGCCUCGUCGGGUGCCGAUCCGAGGUGGAAACCUGCUUCGUCAACUGGUUUCUGGUAGCGGACAUGCUCGGCCUUGGCCGGUGA
This is a messenger RNA of Drechmeria coniospora, 486 nucleotides long. RefSeq lists its product as uncharacterized. NCBI's taxonomy places the organism in Eukaryota, Fungi, Ascomycota, Sordariomycetes, Hypocreales, Ophiocordycipitaceae. The coding region runs from base 1 to 486 and encodes 161 amino acids. The record is from RefSeq and is a predicted model, not a curated record. The transcript is spliced from 3 exons.